Messenger RNA from Teleopsis dalmanni, 579 nucleotides. RefSeq names its product syndetin-like. Gene Ontology annotation, cellular component: EARP complex. Gene Ontology annotation, molecular function: SNARE binding. Lineage: Eukaryota; Metazoa; Arthropoda; Insecta; Diptera; Diopsidae. The transcript has 3 exons. The record is from RefSeq and is a predicted model, not a curated record. Bases 1 to 480 code for a protein of 159 amino acids. Gene Ontology annotation, biological process: retrograde transport, endosome to Golgi; endocytic recycling.
AUGCUCGUAGUAAAACAUGCUCAUAAGAAUUUGCAGCAGCAAAAUAAUCUAAAUGACUUAAAUGAUGGCAAAAUAGCAAAAGAAGUGACCUUACCAAUAGAACCAUUAUGGAAUUCUGUGGCGCACGUAGCAACACACUUACUAGUCGAAGGAUUUUCUAAUGUAAAAAAAUGUUCCGCUGGUGGUCGUGCACUUAUGCAGUUGGAUUUUACGAAUUUUAUGUCGUUACUCGAAUUGAUAUCAACUCUAAAAUUUCCUGAACAUCGUUCCUAUGUUGAUGGUUUUAUAAAGGCAUAUUACUUCUCAAAUGAGCAGUUUGAGGAAUGGAUUGAAACGCAAAAGAAUCUCGAACAAUAUUCCGCAAAACAACUUACAAAUUUAAUACAGUGUGUUUGCGUUAGUGAUAAACGAACCAGACAGAAACUACUGAGUCUCUUGGGUAAUGCCAACAACUUAAAUACAAGUACAACAAGCACAUAGUUGCUCUUGCAACGGAAACAUGCAACCAAAUGUUGCAGCACAAAUAUUUUUAUUAUGUAUUAUUUUUGGUUUUUAUUGUAUAUUUUUUUUUUGUAUUUU